AUGAUCCGUGCCAGUCGAUUGCUCAGGGCAGUGGGUAUGAAAACCAUCUACGACUUUCAGGUGAAUGGGGCCGAUGGAAAGCCCUACGACCUCGCGCAGCACAAGGGGCACCCGCUGCUGAUCUACAACGUCGCGAGUAAGUGCGGCUACACGAAGGGUGGCUACGAGACGGCGACGACGCUCUACAACAAGUACAAGGGCCAGGGCCUCACGGUGCUGGCGUUUCCGUGCAAUCAGUUCGCCGGCCAGGAGCCGGGGACGGCGCAGGAGGUGAAGGAGUUUGCCUGCACACGCUUCAAGGCGGAGUUCCCCAUCAUGGCGAAGAUUGACGUGAAUGGCGGCAAUGCCCACCCGCUGUAUGAGUUCUUGAAGGAGACGAAGCCCGGCAUUUUUGGCAGCAAAGCCAUCAAGUGGAACUUCACGUCGUUCCUCAUUGACAAGAACGGUGUCCCCGUGGUGCGGUUUUCGCCUGGUGCCUCAGUGGAGCAAAUUGAGAAGGAGCUUUUGCCACUGCUUCGUGAUUCCAAGGUCUGA
Molecule: messenger RNA, 534 nt
Organism: Trypanosoma conorhini
Lineage: Eukaryota; Euglenozoa; Kinetoplastea; Trypanosomatida; Trypanosomatidae
Product: trypanothione/tryparedoxin dependent peroxidase 2
Exons: 1
Coding region: 1-534 (177 amino acids)
Biological process (GO): response to oxidative stress
Molecular function (GO): glutathione peroxidase activity
Source: RefSeq, a predicted model, not a curated record